AUGACCGACGAGUCACCCCAGCGCUCUGCCGUCUUCCGCGCCGGCGACCUCUACUGGCGCAAGGACGGCCCUUCGAGCCAUGUGCUCGGCCAAGUCCUCGCCGUCAACGCUGACGAGGGCAGUGUGACCUUUGGCCUCGUCGACGAGACGACGGGCAAGCGCAUCGAGAGCAGCCCGCCCCAAGUCCUUGAUGUCGCCACGUACCCGCUCUUCCCUGCCAACCCACUGCAGACGAGCUGCGCCGACAUGACGUCGCUGCGCUACUUGCACGAAGCCGCGCUCGUCAAGAACCUCUACGACCGCUGGAUGAGCACGGACCGCGAAGCCUACACGGCCAUGUCCAACGUCCUCAUCGCCGUAAAUCCGCUCAAGUACCUACCGCACCCCGAGAAGCAAAUCGUCGUGUCGCAGUCGCUCGACAAGUCACCGCCCCACCCGUACCAAGUGGCCGAGAGCGCAUACCGGCAGAUGCGCACGGUCAAGCAGAACCAGUCGAUCGUCAUUUCGGGCGAGAGCGGAGCCGGCAAGACCGAGACGUCCAAGAUCAUUUUGGACUAUUUGGCGGACCGGUCGAGCUUGGACGCGAAGGGCCACGCAAGCCCCGAAGAAGAGCACGCAGUCCUCGAGCACGCGCUCGGCGACCGCCUCAUGGAGACGAUCCCGAUCCUCGAGUCGUUUGGCAACGCCAAGACGCACCGCAACCACAACUCGUCGCGCUUCGGCAAGUACAUGCGCCUCCAGUUCACGCCCAAGGAUGUGAGCGACAAGGCGACCGUCCUCCGGCUCUCGGGCGCGUCCAUCGACACGUACUUGCUCGAGACGUCCCGCCUCGUCAUGCCGCCCGAAGGCGAGCGUAACUUUCACGUCUUCUACGAGCUCAUGCGGUCGGCAACAAGGCGCUGCUGCAAAAGCUCCACCUCUGUCGAGGACUACAUGAACACGUUCACGUACCUCCGGUCGUCGCAGUGCUUGACCGCUGACAAGAUCGACGACCGCGCCAACUACCAGAAGCUUGUUGCGGCCUUGGACUACGUUGGCAUUGACGCCGACGAGCUCUUCCGCGUCGUCGCGGGCCUCUUGCACCUCGGUAACGUCGCCUUUGACGAAGAGGACACGAACGAAGGCACGACGGCGACGCUGCGUGCGAGCAACGGCAACGGCCCGGACUCGCCCGAGGUCACGAGCACCCACGCGAGUGUCCUCGAUAUUGCGGCCGAGCUGCUUGGGCUCCACGCGGACGAGCUCCUGAACGUGAUGCUGAGCAAGAAGAUCUCGCGCCAAAACAGCUCGGGCGGCGAGCGCAUGCUGCGCCGGCAGUUCUCUGUCUACGUCGUCAAGAAGGACGUCAAGCAAGCGAGCUACUCGCGCGACACGAUCGCCAAGAUGAUCUACGCGCAGCUGUUUGCGUCGCUCAUGCGGCACUGCGCCGAGACGCUCGAGUUCAACGCUGCGCUCCAGGACGAUCUGCCGUACAUUGGCGUCCUCGACAUCUUUGGCUUCGAGGAUUUCGAGCCGCGCAACCGCAAUUCGCUGGAGCAGCUCUUGAUCAACUUUGCCAACGAGACGCUCCAGAGCAUGUUCAACGCGUGCAUCCUCAAGGCCGAGCAGGAGCUCUAUUACGCCGAAGACGUCUACGCGCCUUCGAACGUCAACCUCGCGUUCGCUUUCGGUGACGCCCCCAACAACCCGCAGCCGUUUACGCCGGCGCCGCACGCGCUCGUGUCGUACGCCGACAACCAAGAGUGCCUGAGCUUGAUUGCCGGCCGCUACGACAGCCUCUUCUCAACGAUGGACACGGUCGGGAAGCUCGCGGGCGCGUCCGAUAAGAAGCUUCUCGACAAGUUCCACCAAGCGUUCAAGAAGCACCCGUGCUACCCGAUGCCGCAUCCGAAAGACGCGACCCAUGCGUUCUGCAUCCAGCACUACGCCGGCGUCGUCUCGUACGAAAUUGAAGCGUUCGUGGACAAGAACAACAACGUGACGUCGAUCCAGCUCCAAGACCUCAUUGCGAGCUCGUCGCUCAAGAUUCUCGGGUCGCCGACGUCGCAGGCGGACGCGCCGACGCUCGCUAGAAACCCCGGCAGCAUCUCCAACACGUUUGCCAAGCAGAUGAAAGGUCUUGCAUCCGAGCUCGAAUCGACGCGCUGCAACUUUAUCCGGUGCAUCAAGCCCAACGCGGCGAUGGACCCGUCGCGCUUUGACCGCGACAGUGUUCUAAGUCAACUGCGCUGCUCGGGGACCGUCCAAGCAUGCCAGGUGCUCCAGGUCGGCCUCCCGACGCGCGUCGCGUACCGUGAGCUCAAGAGCAUCUACUCGGAUAUCCUCAGCAAGAACGUGCUCGAGAAAUUUGACGGCAACGACAAGCUUUUGGCGCAAGGGCUCUGCGCGAUCCUCGGGUUUCCCGCCGACGCCUUUCGUCUCGGCGAGUCGCGCCUCUUCUUCAAAGCUGGCCAAGUGGACUUGCUCGAUCGCCUCGUCAACGCGACCGCGCUGAUCCCGGCGUCGGACCUCGACAAGAAGCUCUCGCACUACGUGGCCAAGCGGCAUUGGCUCUCGGCCGUCACCAAGGUCGUCGUUCUGCGCCAGUUCCAAAAGCUCUUUGCGAGUGCGCGGCUUCGCCAAAAGGCCAUUUUGCUCCAAUGCUUUGUGCGCCAGCGCCUCGCGCGCGCCAAGGCCGCCAAAUUGCGUCAACAUGCUCGUGUGGCCGCGCUCUGGUCGCGCUUCCGCGAGCGCCUCGUCGUCCGCGCGGCGUUUGACGGCUGCAACGAAGAAAAGAUGAGUCUCCUCCAGGCCCUCAUGGUCGCGCCGCGCGUCUCGACAAGCGCCAAGUGGCUCCUCACGUGGCUCGGCCCGAUGCAGCGCGCGUUGUACGUCCAGAAGCUCGGCAAGACGGCGUGCGUGACCUACCUCGCCAAGCGCGCGUUCAUCCAGCUCCUCGAACAAGUCCGCGAGAAGCGGGCGUCAGUCGCGCUCCAGUCGCAGGUUCGCCGGUACUUGGCCGCCAAGCAAGUCGAGACCAUGCGCAAGAAGCUCGCCGCGCAGAAGCACUGGCAGCGCGUGCGCGUGAUGUGGAAGGCGUCGAUCUGCUUCUUUGCCCUCUACAAGCGGGCCCACCUUGUUGGCCUCGAGCGCGACCACGAGCUCCUCACGGACGAGAACGAUGCGCUGAAGGCCGAGCUCGCGACGUUCGAGCGCCAGGUUGAAACGCUAUCGACAGCAGCAAGUGAGCACAAGGCGACGGUCGAGGCGCUAGAAGCCAAGCUCAGCGACGUCGAGCACCGGUACACGUCGCUCAAGGAGACAUUGAUCGAGAGAGACGCGACGAUCGAGGACCUUGAAGAGAAGCUCGCGGACGCCGACACGACCCUCGAGUGGACGAUCAGCAAGAAGGACACGGCGAUUACGACACUUCAGGGCCAGCUAGCCGAGAUGGCCGCGCACCUCGCGAGCCUUGAAGCCUCCCACGCCAUGUGUGCCGACAAGUACGACUCGGCAGUGGCGCAGCACUCGUCGCUCGUCAGCAGCCUCGAGGCCAAGGUGGCUGCCUUGGACGCUGAACAGCUUCGCACGACGGCACAGCUCCACGAAGUGACGAUAAGCCUCCAGGCGGCUCAAACGGCGCACGACCUCAAGGUCUCAGAGCUUGCUGACCAUCACACGGCGGCGACGACGACGGCGACCGAGUUUGAAAAGCGGCUCGAAGAGAUCACGGCGGCCAAGGCUGCCGUCGAGACCCAGGUGCAUGAGGUGACGAGUGCGCUCGAGGCGGCGGAAGCCAAGGCCCGCGAUCUCGAAGGAGCAGCCUCGGAAGUUUUGGCUAUGCGCGCGACGGUGGCUGAACAGGAUCUGUCGCGUACCGAGAUGGUUGCUACCAUACACUUUCUGGAGGCCAAGAUUGUAGAGGCCGAGCAAGAGCGCGAUGCCUUGCAGGAAAAGCUCGUCCAAGCGCGCGCCAACCAUACCGCUUUCGAAGUCGAAGCCGAGGCGCAGCACGUUGCUCUCGAGGGUCAACUUCACGACGCGAUGGAGGCGCACAAGGCGGCCAACGACGAGCUCGCUCUUAGUGUUCAAGCUCUCGACGCCAAGUUGACCGAGUCGAUGGCGGCCCAUGAUGCAUCCAACGUCGAGCACCAGGCUACUGUCGACGCGCUCCAAGUCGCCAUCGCUCAGCACGUUGCAGAUCAAGAGGCGGCGCUUGCAGCUCACGAGGCGGCCACGGCUGCCUUUGAAGAGUCGCUCGCCCACGCCACAGCUCGCCAAGAAGAAGCACAAGCUACUUUGGAUGCGGCCCAUGCCGCCCAUGCGACGGCUGUGGCCGAGCACCUAGCGACGGUUGCGGCUCUGGAAGCCAAGAUGACGGAGCACGCGAUCACGCACGACGCGGUUAUCACCCAGCACGCGAUGUCGAUGGAGGCGCUGGAGGCGCAGUCGGCAGCGCAGCUCACCAACAUCUCGGCUUUGGAAGCUACCGUGGCGGGUCUCGAGGCGGAGAAGGCGGCGCAAGCGGAAGCUUGUGCCACGCACUGCAGCGACCUUGUGCUUGCCCAUGAGAAGGCUGAGACGCUCAAGGGCGAACUCAUGGACGUCCACGCCCAGCUCGAUCUGGCCCGUGCAGAGCUGCAGACGACAACGGACACGAUGACAGCCCAUGCGGCUACGAUUGCGACAUUGGAAGCGACGCUGCUGGCGACGGACGCCGCGCACAUCGAAGCGAUGGCGACCAAGAACACCGAGUUGCAGCACGCGAGCAACGCCUUGAAGGCAGCGCUGGUCGACUGCGAUACCAAGUCGACUGUGAUUGCGGAGCUCGAGACGUCCAUCGCUGAUCAACACGCCAAGCUGCAGCAAGCCGAAGCCGACUACGCGUCGCUGGAAGCGGACUUGACGUCGCAGCUUCACGCGCUCGAGGGCAGAGUGCACGACGAAGUGGCGGCCGCCGCUUUGCUUUUGGCGCGCAUUGCGGCCCUCGACGCGCAACUUGAAGCGUCCACUUUCGACAACAACCAGCUCGAAGCCGAACGCGCCGCGUGCGCUCACGACCUCGCUGACCGCCAAGCGCGCGUCAGCGUCCUCGAGGCCCAAGUGCUGGCACUCGAGGCUCAAGUGCACUCGGCGGAGAUCGAAUCUGCUGCGACCGCGCAAACCCUCAAGGAGCACACGCUCGCGCUAGCGACGGCCGACUCGAGCUACAAGCAGCUCCAAGAAGCGUAUGCGACCAAGUCCGCGAUGGCUUUUGAACUCAAGCUGCUCGUGGCCGAACGUGACUUUGAAAUCAACGCGCUCAAGUCGGAGCGCGACGGAUCGUCGCGCACCCGCCUCGACUCGACGCAGUCGUGGCGCUCGGGCUUUGGCGACCUCCCCGAGCAGCUCGAAGAGGAAGUCAAGCAGCAGCAAGAGCUCACCAAGAAGAUCCGGCAGCUCGUGCUGCAGUGCCGUUGGUAAGCCGUCUCGCCCGCGCCGGUCAUCUACCCCGUGGCUGUACCUCCGUGCCCGACAUGUUGUAUUGAACCCGAUGACUAGGACGCUUGAAGACACUCGAGUCUCCAAGCCAGAAUGAAACUGUUAGUGUACAUAAUUGCAUGUAAAAAACUGAUUAGGUGUACAUUGAGCACUC
Molecule: messenger RNA, 5614 nt
Organism: Saprolegnia parasitica CBS 223.65
Lineage: Eukaryota; Oomycota; Saprolegniomycetes; Saprolegniales; Saprolegniaceae
Exons: 12
Coding region: 1-5442 (1813 amino acids)
Biological process (GO): vesicle transport along actin filament; actin filament organization
Cellular component (GO): myosin complex; vesicle; actin cytoskeleton
Molecular function (GO): ATP binding; actin filament binding; microfilament motor activity
Source: RefSeq, a predicted model, not a curated record